This is a messenger RNA of Xenopus laevis (African clawed frog), 3894 nucleotides long. RefSeq names its product cullin 4B S homeolog (gene cul4b.S). The record is from RefSeq and is a predicted model, not a curated record. Gene Ontology annotation, molecular function: ubiquitin protein ligase binding. Gene Ontology annotation, cellular component: nucleus; cullin-RING ubiquitin ligase complex; cytoplasm. NCBI's taxonomy places the organism in Eukaryota, Metazoa, Chordata, Amphibia, Anura, Pipidae. Gene Ontology annotation, biological process: ribosome biogenesis; ubiquitin-dependent protein catabolic process; protein ubiquitination. The transcript is spliced from 21 exons. The coding region runs from base 110 to 2695 and encodes 861 amino acids.
GACUCCUCCCUCUCAAGUAGUUUCCAGUAUCAGCCCCUUCCUUUCACUUGUCAGGACUACUCGCCGACACCAACCUGAGGCGGAAGCACGGCGAGGAGAAAGGUGACGGAUGAGGCCCGCACGGUCGGGCAUUAUGAAAGACCUCGUCGCUAGUCCUUCCGGUUUAUCGUCCCCCAACCCCCCGGCGCAGGAGGUCAGGACUGAGGGAAACAGCACCUCCAAAAAGAGAAGGUUGAAUAUCAGCAGCAGCGAUAAGGACGAUUUGGAUCCUCUAUCGCCCGCCAGAAACUCUUCCUCCUCCUCUAACCACAUCCAGAAGAAGCUGCGCUUCGAAGACACUUUGGACUUUCUAGGACUCGAUGUGAAGAUGACCGAGGAGUCAUCAUCCUCUUCUUCUUGCUCUUUCUCCUCCACGCCACAAGCAGUGAGGAGUAAAAACCUGCUCAUCUCCCCAGUGGGUGUUGGGCAUCAUGCCAAUGGGCUCACAAAAGCCUCACCCGUGUCCAGCUUUGCCAAUAGCAAGCCUGGCUCAGCCAAGAAGCUAGUCAUCAAGAACUUUAAAGAUAAACCAAAAUUGCCUGAAAAUUACACAGAUGAAACCUGGCAAAAGCUUAAAGGCACUGUGGAAGCCAUCCAAAAUAGCACUUCAAUUAAAUACAACCUGGAAGAACUCUACCAGGCUGUGGAAAACCUUUGCUCUUACAAAAUAUCUGCAAACCUUUACAAACAGUUGAGACAAAUCUGUGAAGACCACAUCAAAGCACAAAUUCAUCAGUUCAGAGAAGAUUCAUUGGACAGUGUUCUUUUUCUGAAGAAAAUAGAUAAAUGUUGGAAAGAUCACUGCAGACAAAUGAUCAUGAUUAGGAGUAUCUUUUUAUUUCUGGAUAGAACGUAUGUUCUGCAAAAUUCAAUGCUGCCAUCUAUUUGGGAUAUGGGUCUAGAGCUGUUUAGAACCCAUAUAAUCAGCGAUCAGAAAGUUCAGAACAAAACUAUUGAUGGAAUCCUCCUGCUGAUUGAGAGGGAAAGGAAUGGUGAGGCUAUUGACAGGAGUUUAUUGCGAAGCCUUCUUAGCAUGCUUUCUGACUUGCAAAUUUAUCAGGACUCUUUUGAGCAGAGGUUCCUGGAAGAAACAAACCGUUUGUAUUCAGCAGAAGGACAAAGGCUCAUGCAAGAGCGAGAGGUCCCAGAGUACCUUCAUCAUGUAAACAAGCGGCUAGAAGAGGAAGCCGAUAGAGUGAUCACAUAUUUAGAUCAAAGCACACAAAAGCCAUUAAUUGCCACUGUAGAAAAACAGCUCCUAGGUGAACAUUUAACAGCCACCCUUCAGAAAGGUUUGAACCACCUUCUGGAUGAAAAUCGAAUUCAGGACCUUUCCUUGCUUUAUCAGUUAUUUAGUCGAGUUAGGGGUGGAGUGCAAGUCCUUUUGCAGCACUGGAUCGAGUACAUUAAGGCUUUUGGCAGUACUAUUGUGAUUAAUCCUGAGAAAGAUAAAACAAUGGUACAGGAGUUGUUGGAUUUUAAAGAUAAAGUGGACCAUGUAAUUGAUGUCUGCUUCUUAAAGAACGAGAAGUUUGUCAAUGCUAUGAAAGAAGCAUUUGAAACUUUCAUUAACAAACGACCAAAUAAACCUGCUGAAUUAAUUGCAAAACAUGUUGAUUCUAAACUUCGAACUGGGAACAAAGAAGCUACAGACGAAGAACUUGAAAAGAUGUUGGAUAAAAUUAUGAUCAUUUUUAGGUUCAUCUAUGGAAAGGAUGUCUUUGAGGCCUUCUACAAGAAAGAUUUGGCAAAAAGACUUUUAGUUGGUAAAAGUGCAUCAGUAGAUGCUGAAAAAUCUAUGCUUUCCAAAUUGAAGCAUGAGUGUGGAGCAGCAUUUACCAGCAAACUUGAAGGAAUGUUUAAAGAUAUGGAGCUGUCUAAAGACAUAAUGGUUCACUUUAAGCAGUAUAUGCAGAACCAAAAUGUCCCUGGCAACAUUGAGCUUACAGUAAAUAUUCUAACAAUGGGGUACUGGCCAACAUACGUGCCUAUGGAAGUUCUUCUUCCUCCAGAGAUGGUGAAACUACAGGAGAUUUUUAAGACCUUUUACCUGGGAAAGCACAGUGGUAGAAAGCUACAAUGGCAAUCAACUCUAGGGCAGUGUGUUUUAAAAGCAGAAUUUAAUGAGGGCCGGAAAGAACUUCAAGUCUCCUUGUUUCAAACACUGGUGUUGCUUAUGUUUAACGAGGGAGAUGAAUUCAGUUUAGAAGAAAUUAGGCAAGCUACUGGUAUAGAGGAUAGUGAGUUAAGGAGAACACUACAAUCCUUAGCCUGUGGAAGAGCUAGAGUCCUGGUCAAGAAUCCCAAGAGUAAGGAUGUUGAUGAUGGGGACAAAUUCACAUUCAAUGAUGAUUUCAGGCACCAGUUGUUCAGAAUACGGAUUAACCAGAUUCAGAUGAAGGAAACGGUGGAAGAACAAGCAAGCACUACAGAAAGAGUUUUUCAGGACAGACAGUACCAAAUUGAUGCAGCAAUUGUUCGGAUUAUGAAGAUGAGGAAGACUCUUACUCACAAUCUUCUGGUGUCAGAAGUGUAUAACCAGCUUAAAUUCCCAGUUAAGCCAGCAGACCUGAAGAAGAGGAUAGAAUCAUUAAUAGAUAGGGACUACAUGGAAAGAGACAAAGAAAAUCCAAAUCAAUACAAUUAUGUUGCUUAAAGAAAGCUUCGUCUCAGCUGUUACCCGUCAUUCACUUGCUGGAGGAUAAAGAGAAUAACCUGUUACUCCAAUUGAAUUCAACUUUUGUACACCAGAAAAUGAAAGGAUAAACUGCAUUGAGAAAACCAAGUUGGCAGAUCUUCAGUGAAUAAAACCGCCCAUUUAAAAAGUACAAUUUACAUUUAAACAGAAUGCUGUUGAACUCUUUGCAUGUUAUUUAGAAUGAUGUGCAUAGUGACUCUAAGAACUGUAACAAUACCAGGGUUCUGUCUAUUGUGGGCUGAAGAGAAUGAAAUUUGGGAUGUGGCAUACCAUCCUCGGAUGAAAUCAAUGGGUGAAGCAGGCUCUGCUCCUGAAGCUGCAUGCAGUUUAUUAAAAUGUAGAUGGCUAUAGACAUCAGUGGAGAUUCACAUAUGCCCAAAUGCAUCAAACACGACCCUGGACUCUUAGCUCUUCUGUUACAACCAAAACAGGAGGCAAAAUAACAGUAUCUUGAAGAUGUAACAAGUAUGUGAGGUUAAGUACUAGUGUUUAUUGCGUCAACUAUUUUAUAUGAUGUAUAAAAUGUAGAGUGGCCUGUAUUUAAAGUAUUGACCAAGCUGGGACUGUAUGGGGACGUGAGAAGAAUUUGCAGUACCAAUCCCAAACUUCAAUUGCCAUUCAGCUAAACACUACGAGAUCUAGAUGCUUCUUCAGCAACGCAAAGUAUCAAGUCCAUCUAUAAUGGCAGAGUUUGUACGUUUAGAUGCUUGUGUGUCUUAAAUAGAAAUUAUAUUGUUAAAUUGAACUAAAUUGCCAUUGAUAUCAACUGCAGUACAGAGUUCUCAUUGCUGCAUCAGUCUGAGGAAGAAUAGUUUAACCAUAGCUUGCAAUUCUGGACAAGCGGGUGUUUGAAGCAUCACUUAUUGUGACUCUUGGUAAGGUGUGUGCUGAGUCUUUAAAGCCUCACUCAUUGUGACCUUUAGUAAUGUAUGUUUUUUUUCAUAGCCCUUUGGGUUUUAAAUUAUGGCAUGCUGAUAGUUGGGCGUCUACAGAGUCAUUUUCAUCCAAUGUUCUCUCCUAUGGGUCCCAUGUAUUUUGUGCCUUGAUCAAAAACCUAAAACAGAAUUUGUGUUGCAGAAUGGAAUAUUUUUGCCUUGGGGAUUUUCUUUAGUUAAGCGAGAAAAAAAUAGGAAAUAAAUUCUUUUGGCUUUUAUAAA